Molecule: messenger RNA, 1419 nt
Organism: Rhipicephalus sanguineus (brown dog tick)
Lineage: Eukaryota; Metazoa; Arthropoda; Arachnida; Ixodida; Ixodidae
Product: probable glutamate receptor
Exons: 8
Coding region: 1-1419 (472 amino acids)
Cellular component (GO): membrane
Molecular function (GO): glutamate-gated receptor activity
Source: RefSeq, a predicted model, not a curated record
AUGUACAACAAAACACUGAGAGUAUCCAUCAUACCGUACAAGCCGCACACGACAAUGGUUCAAGGCCCUGGUGACCAGGUGACCCUGUACGGUCCGUUGGGAAACAUCUUCAAUUCCCUGGUUCAAGUCUUGCGCUUCAAUUACACAAUCGGCGUACCACGAGAGUUGACCACGGGAAGUCCGCAGCCCGACGGCACCUGGACAGGGUCGAUGGGCAUGCUCCACCGCAAUGAGAGUGACCUGGCUAUGGGCCCAUUCUUCCCGGCCACCGAGCGUCUGGAGAUUGCGCAUCCAUCGGCCGUCUUCUACCUCGAGGAACUACGCAUCCUGGCCGGCCGAACGACAGCGCAAGAGAGCAGCGUCUUCGGAUACAUUAUGGCCUUUGACUGGAUGGUGUGGAUGUUUCUUAGCGUAGCCCUGGUUUUCAUCUCUCUCAUCACGGCCCUGUUCAAUUCAAUGCACGCAUCGAGAGCGGGACGGAGCUACUCCUUCUACGGCUUCUUUAGUGACGCCGUGUGGCAGUACCUAGAGAACCUUUUCUUCGAAGCAUCUGCGCAUGCUCCCUCUCUUGGCGGCGAGCGCCUGCUGAGCGCGGCCUGGUGGCUGGCCACCCUGGUGCUGAUGAACGCCUUCUGUGGCCACAUGCGCGCCUGCCUCAUGAUCAAGUCCGAGGUGGAGAAGAUCGAGAGCGUGCGCCACCUCGUGCGUAAACCGAGCACCGUGCCGCACAUGUGGCUCGGCACCUCCUACGUCGCUAUGGUCGCCCAUUCGACCAACCCCGAGCUGCGCCAGAUAGGACGUGUGGUACGAGACCGGGGCACGGCGGUUCCGGCCUCGGUGCUGUACGGUCAGCCCCUGUUGCGACGGGUGGUACAGGGCCGUGCGGCCGUCAUCAGCGACGGAACGUCGCUGGUGUUCCGCAUCUCUUCCGUGUGUCAGUCGUACGAGGGCGCCGAGUUCUACCUGGCACGAGAGGGACUCGUCUCCCACCCGCUGAACAGCUUUGCCCGCAAGGACAUUGACCCUACGCUGUUCAGGAACAUCAACAAGGUCAUCCGGCGGUUGGUGGAAGCAGGCCUGGUAAACUACUGGUGGACCCGUGCCACGGGAGACGUGAGUCGCUGCGGCGGCUCGUCCUCUUCGUCGGGUCCUGAACAAACAGCCUCCACGCUGGCCUUCGCCGACGUGUUCGGGGUGUUCGUACUCUGGCUUGCCUGCGCCGGCAUAUCGAGUGUCGUGUUCCUCGCCGAGCUGUGCACGCCGCGCACCGACGACAUGUUCAAGAAGAGGCUCGCCGCCGUGGCCGCCGCUAGGGCUCGCCGCGGACGCCUUGCACACCGGCUGCAGCGGUCGCCCUCGGCGUCGCAAUCUUCGAACGCAGCGGUCGCUGGAUUGCGUCUUCGAUUAUCGCAGACUUGA